AUGGCUGACGAAGAAAUUAUUAUUCGUGACAGACUCACUGUCGAGGAGCGUACUCUCCGCCGUGUAACUCGGAAACAUGCUACGUUCAUUAGUUUCUUGGAGCAAGGAAACCUUAAAGAAGCAAGACAAAAUUAUAAUGAAUUUCUGGUUGAUUUUUCAACAUACGAACUCUCCCUUAUACGUUUCCAAAUUAUCCAUGACAUGAAUCUACGAGAAGCACAACAUUGGGAAAAGGAAUCACAGAGAAUUGGAACAGAAAUUGAAGAGACCAAAAAAAUAAUUGAAAAGUUGGAAAAAGAGCUAAAAGAGGCUGAAGAGAUACGUAAAAAUAAAGUAGAAUACGAUCUAUUGGCGUCAGAAAUAAACGAACAUCAAACGCGUGAUGAGUCCAGAGAGGAAAUAGCUACACUGGAUGAGGAGAUCGCAGCACUUGAGGAAAAAGAGAGGGUCAUAAAUGAAAUUACAGAGCGUCGAAAAUCACAGCUUGAACGAAUUGUGUCAGUUUUGAAAGAUGUCCAUUCCGAAAUUCAAGCAGAUCAAGAACAGCACGGAUAUAUUUUUGGUGACAGCGAGGCCCCUGUUAUUACACCCGCAUCAAUUAGAAGUGAGUCUACAUCACCUGUGGGUUCACCGAUUCCGCCACCACCGGAAAUUAUCCCGCAGGUUAAUGGAAUGGACAAAAAUGACCAAAACGAAAAUGGCAUUUUAAAUGAUUCGCCUACUGGUGCCGAAAGAGUGACGACUCCUCAAAGUAAUAAUGAUUCACCGGAUACAAUAAACAUGAACAUUGAUGAAAAUUUACCACUAGAUAGGGAGAUUACUGGAGAGACAUUUGAUGGCGCCUUAGAUAAUUCACAGAUUGUUGACGAAGACACUUCACGAGAGAAUCGGAACGAGGAAGGUGCUAUUAUUGAUGAUAAUGAGGAUACUGAAAGUAUUGGAGAUGUGGGUGAGGUUGUCGAGGGAACUAAUAAGGAUUAUAUAGCCGAUGAAGAAGUUCUUGGUAUUGAAGAUAUAGAUGAUGAUGUGGUAACAAGUGAGGAAAAUGAGGAUGAAUACAUUCGUCCUCUAAGUGCAGAAGAAAAUGAGGAGAUUCCUUUGGUAGACGAGGGAGAGAUUGUAGAAGAUGUAGAUGAAGAUACCGAUGAAGAUGGUGUUAACAGAAAGAGGAGACGCGAUGCGGAAGAGGAAGACAUGGAAGAUGAAUCCCUUGAUCGAAAAAGAAAAUGCGAAGUAGACGAUGAAGACGAUGAGGAAGGCGUAAUAUCAGACAAAAAUCCGCGUUCAUGUGAUCAAGAUGAUGGUGAAAUCCAAUCCAGCGAUGAAGGAGUAAUAGAAAAUGAAGACGAUGAUGACAUAGAAACUAUAGAGGAUAUGGAUGCUGUGUGUAUAAUAUGA
Messenger RNA from Acaulospora morrowiae, 1398 nucleotides. Lineage: Eukaryota; Fungi; Glomeromycota; Glomeromycetes; Diversisporales; Acaulosporaceae. The record is from the annotation of a GenBank genome assembly.